Molecule: messenger RNA, 336 nt
Organism: Prunus armeniaca (apricot)
Lineage: Eukaryota; Viridiplantae; Streptophyta; Magnoliopsida; Rosales; Rosaceae
Source: the annotation of a GenBank genome assembly
AUGAAGCAUAAGGCAAUGGUGUGUUGGUGUGGUGAGAAUGCGAGAAUCCGAACCUCGUGGACAAUUUUGAAUCCUGGGAGGCGAUUCACUGUGCAAAUAUUAAUUUACAGAGUGGGUUCUGUGCAGGGUAGAGGAGGUUGUGAUUUCUGGGUUUGGUAUGAUGUGGAAAUGUGUGAAAGCAUUGGUGGUGUCAUGGAUGCUUAUUGCAAUGUUGUUCUUUGGAGGGAAUGGUGGAUCAGAUGGACUGAAGCUGAAGACUUUGGAAUUGGCAUGAAAGGGGGUGUUUUAGGGAUGCACUGUGCUUUCAGUAUGGGAAGUACUGUGCUUGUGGUGUAA